This is a messenger RNA of Clupea harengus (Atlantic herring), 1191 nucleotides long. It is a transcript of the gene glrx, whose product is annotated as glutaredoxin (thioltransferase). NCBI's taxonomy places the organism in Eukaryota, Metazoa, Chordata, Actinopteri, Clupeiformes, Clupeidae. The record is from RefSeq and is a predicted model, not a curated record. Gene Ontology annotation, cellular component: mitochondrion. Gene Ontology annotation, molecular function: glutathione disulfide oxidoreductase activity.
CUGAUGACUGCUCGCCUAGAUCUUGGAAGUUAUACAGGUUACAUAGCUAACUAGUAGCUCACUGACUUCCUUUAAAGUAGGCUAGCUUCUUGGAUUGAUACAAAUCAUGGCCCAGGAAUUCGUGAAAGCUCAAAUCAAGGGAGACAAAGUGGUGGUGUUCUUGAAACCGUCCUGCCCUUUCUGCGUUACGGCCAAAGAUGUUUUGUCAAAAUAUAAAUUAAAAACUGGGCAUUUGGACUUCAUUGACAUUAGCGGAAGGAGUGACAUGAACAGCAUUCAAGAUUACCUAAAGCAAAUCACCGGAGGUCGGACGGUGCCGCGGGUGUUCAUCGGGGAGAAGUGUGUGGGGGGCGGCAGUGACGUGGCUGAUCUGGAUAAGAGUGGCAAACUGGAGGGCAUGCUGCAGUCCAUUGGAGCGCUGCAGUGACGAGACAUGCAGUCCCAAGGGCGGGCGGUGGCCGCAGCAGGGGCAGGCGCAGGGGUCAGGGGUCACAUGAGGUUGCAACGGGACUUGCGCAGCUGCCGCCGGCGCUGCUGGUACUCAUUCAGCUCCUGCAGGUAGCCUCGCGACGGCCAGCGCAGCCUCUCCACGUGCUCCCGCUCCUCGUCUGAACAAACAAACAGACAACGAUAACAACAACAACAACAACAACAACAACAACAAUAAUGAUGCAUGCAACAGGCUCCACCUCUUCUCCGACCCCACCUCCAGAACUACAGGCCAGUACUAUGUCAAGCCGAGCAACCUGUUAACUACUGCAACCAGAUACGCAAGGAAUACUGACGCCCAGUACAUACAGUCCCAUAAAGAACAUGUAAUGUGAGGCGUGGUUGGUGCUUGGCAAACAAUGGCACCAACCACACAUCACAUUACUGGCUUAUCAAGCACCAAUCAUAGAUCUGACUGUGGUUUAUCAGCUUUGUCAUGUAAAGGCCUCAGUAAACCUAGCCCUGAUGGCAUUUAAAGUUGUGCACUAAAAUGUUUAUAAUUAGAAGACAUUUUUUGUUUUGUUUGUUUUUUCUUAAACGUGACAGAUUUACAUGUGACAGAAAUGUCUUUUAUAAAAGGGAUUGUGUGUGUUUUUGUUUUGGUCUUUGCUCUUGUACAUGUUCCUGAAAUACCCGUCCAUUCCCUCUCCUGACGAGAACAUAUGUGCCUGUGGAAAUAAACUCUGAAGCCAGUCAAAUCUA